Molecule: messenger RNA, 1937 nt
Organism: Brienomyrus brachyistius
Lineage: Eukaryota; Metazoa; Chordata; Actinopteri; Osteoglossiformes; Mormyridae
Product: zona pellucida-like domain-containing protein 1
Exons: 11
Coding region: 54-1283 (409 amino acids)
Cellular component (GO): cell surface
Source: RefSeq, a predicted model, not a curated record
CUGAGUUACACAGAAAAAGUGUCAGUGAGGAAGGCUUCAGGUGUGUAUGCAAGAUGAAUGCAGGGGAGACCAACGUGAUGCAUUUGUUUGCCGUGGUUUUUGCUUUGAUGCUUGUCGAUAGUGGCCAGUCUUUGACUGUGGCGGACUGUGGCACUUACUACAGACGCCCAGAGUACACUGAUAUCUCUGUGGACUGUGGAACCACCACGAUACAGUUGGCAGUGCAGGCCUGCCCUGUCAUUUACACUGGCUACAACGAGUCCCUGCUGUUACUGAACGGCAGGACGGACCCGGGCUGCGAGGGGAUUCUGGACGCCACUGUGAUGCCGCCAGUGGUGCGGUUCCAGUUUCCCCUCAACCAGAGUAACUCCUGUGGAAGUGAAUUCAUCACUACAAGUGCAGUAGGCACUGGGGUUUUCUCAGACUUCUCCAACAUCCAGACGGUCAACAUUAGCGGUUUGAUUCGAUCAUUUGACCCGACAGUGGGCCAAGUGACCUACAACGCCGAGCUGAAGUAUUUGUACUCCUGCUCCUACGCACUGGAGUACCUGAUCAACAACACGAAGAUUGAGGUGGCAUCAGCCUCCAUUGCAGUGAAGGACAACAAUGGCAGCUUCAUCAGCACGUUGAGCAUGCAGCUGUAUGAGGAUAGAAACUACACUACCCUCAUGGUCAUGUCGCCACUGGGCAUCGAGCUGAAGACUAACAUAUAUGUGCUUGUGAAGGCCACCAACUUGACGUCCCAGUACAACGUGCUCCUGGAUCGAUGCUAUGCCUCCAUGAAUCCCCAUCCCUACAACUCCACCUUCUUCAAUCUCUUUGUUGCGUGUAACAGGGACAAGCUGACGACCAUGCUGGAGAAUGGUCAAAGCCAAAACGCCAGGUUCACCUUCCCAGCUUUCCGUUUUAUGGAGCAGCAGAACCAGACCGUUGCUACCUACUUUCUGCACUGCAUUACCCGGCUCUGUGAGAAGACCACCUGUGCACAGUUCCAGAACUGCCGCAGGAGAAAGAGGGACGUGGAGAGCACUUCCCCCCCUUCAACAGGCAUCUCUGACUCUACCACCAUCACGUCCCCACCUAUCGUCACCAGGGCAGAGAGCGUGCUAUCAUCAAAGGAACAGGCAUCGUACAGCAAGGAAGAUGAUUCCAAGACCUCCAUGGGCCUGGGAAUAGCAGUGGGUAUUCUGGUUCUGGCUUGUAUUGGUGUGGCUGCCACAGCCACCAUCCUCUACAAGCACUACAGGGUGCAUUCCGGAACCUCCAAGCCGUUCCACAGCUAGAUACCAACCAGGUCGUCCCCCGAGGAGCUCCUUGCACACUCUAUUGGCAUGCCUGUCUUAAAAUGACUGAGCUAACAACUCAUACCUUCUUAUCCUCAGCAUCAAUGUCUUUACUUUUUAGAGCUACUUCAUUGAGUCCUAUAGUCCUGUUAAGUUUAGCAUGUUAAGUUUAGUAUGUCUCCAUAUUAAAAAGUUUACCUGGAAAGCAUUAAUGCAUCUUACUCGAAAGAUGUUGUUGCAUCUUACUUGAAGGACACUGCACUCGUUAUCUCAGUUAUUGGGAAACAUGUCAUAAAUGUUAAAUUCAUAUCAUGUUUUAUGUUGCGGAAAAACUGCAAAGAAUCUUUUUGACAAAAGAAAAUGGGGGGGGGGGGGUAUGGUUAGAUCUGUUUAGAAAUGCAUGUUUUAUUCAUUAAACGGUACUAUUAUGUUUGAAAUCAUUUUAAAUAUAUCAAACUGAGCUUUAGUAGGACAAUUAACCAAGCAUUUUGUAGUAACAUUAAAUUAUAUGACUUUUCUGCACUGGCCUCUGUGUAUGGCAAAGGCGUUUUGAUUUUAUUUACAUUUUAAAACUGUUUCCUUAUACAAAUUGUGUAUAUUCCCAUAAUAUCCAAAUACGAGCACCGGCAUCAUUAAAGGUUACAGGAACGAAAA